Molecule: messenger RNA, 2860 nt
Organism: Zootermopsis nevadensis
Lineage: Eukaryota; Metazoa; Arthropoda; Insecta; Blattodea; Termopsidae
Source: RefSeq, a predicted model, not a curated record
ACCGCGCUGCACUGGGCGGCUAAGCACGGGAACGCCGAUGUUGUGAAGCUGAUAGCCGGGACUUACAACGCAGAAAUCAACGCCAGAUCGAAUGGGGGCUACACUCCUCUGCACAUGGCCAUGCAGUUUGGACACGAAGAAAUAUACAAUCUUCUCUUCAAAGUCUAUGGGGCAGACCCGAACUUGAGGGACUGGAGUGGCCGGAAACCACGACAGUAUCAAGCCAGCCAGGACACAUCGGUUUCUGCAGACACAUUCAGGAAAAUCAAAGCAAGGAAAAAGCAUGCAGAAAAGGACUUAGGCUUCUUGAGAAUUGGCUCCUUGAAUGUGAGAGUGAAGAGGACAACUGAGGCAUUCAGCAACUUUCUGGGUGUUGGGCAAAGCAGUGAGAAAAUACACAAAACGUGGGGCUCUGCUGACAACAUUCAGCAGGUUGACAGGUACGUGAUGCCCCCUCCAAAAUAUGCUCCUAUUAAAAAGAGAAGAUCAAAGCGAGCACAAGACUUUGUCAUAAGUCACAGCUCCCCAAGCACACCACCUAGUGAACCUAGAACUAGUUCUGGAGAAGCAGUAGGAGACUCAGACUCUGACACAGCUUGUGGUUUUGGUUCAAACUGGCAGAGCACUGUCUGAAUGCACAUCAGUUUCUUGUUGAAGUGCCACUUCAUGGUUUUUAACAUGAAUCAACACUUUAUCAUUGGUGGUAAAUGUAGUUUGUAUUUAGCUCAUAAAUUAUUCGAGUUCGUCCCUCAUGCUGAAUGUUUGCUGACAGGCAUCAUGAAAUUUAAUUUACCCAUUAGAAUACAAUGCAAACAUUUCCCUCCAAGUACUUCAUAAAAGUUGAUAAUACUUUGAAUAAAUAAUGAUGUUUAACAUUAAUCAUUAUCAUAAUCAAAUCAUAAUUUGAUCAUAACUAUCAAGGAUCAUCAUAAUUAUCAUCACCUGAAAAUACUCUUCAUUGUCAGAUCAUUAUGAUCAUUAUUAAAUAAUAAUCAGCAUUCAGUAAUCAUUAAAAUCAUCCAGCAGAUUUAAUUUCAAAUAGUUCAGCUGGCCACAAUAGAUGGCAGCACAAAUAAUUCAUGUGGCCACUGAAAUAUAGCUGCGUGUUCUCUUCAGCUGAAAGAUGUGACAGACAGUUGGACAGAACAAGCCCAUAAGGUGUUUCUCGGUUAUGUUAAGGAACACCAAAAAAGGCAGAACCUCCCACAGCCUGGCAACAACAGUAACAAGAAGAAGAAGAAGAAUCUUUUGGAAUAGUAAAUGAGUCAUAAAUGUGAAUGAGAGGUAGUGGUGAAAAAUUUUCUUUUGCCAAUUUUCUGUGCGGUUGAUCAAACAGCAAAUUAAUGUGGUGUUUUUGUGGCAAUGGUGGAAAGAGAAAGACAGAAUAACUUGUUGCUUAACUGACUGUUUUCCUACUGUCCCACUAAGAGACAUCACUCCAGUUACAGGCAAGUUGAAAUGUUAUGUUACAAGUGUCAUUGAGAAUUAAAGGCAUUGCCCAUGUCCAGUUCACUCUUGAACUGAGGUAUAAUACUGAGCAAAGGUCUUAUAUUAUAUGAUAUAUGUUACAGAAACAAUUUUCUGUGGUUUAUUUUAAAAAUACCCACAUCUUAUAGUGACACAUAACAUAAUUAUGUACAAAAUACAUUUUUAUAAAACAUGCCUGCUUGGUACUGGAUAAAAAUAAAAAUUACAACCUACAUUUCCUGUCUAGAGGGAAUUGGAUGGUAGUAGAGUUAGACUAAAAGUUAGUCCUAAAGUAAUUGCUUCGAUUAUCCCUUCAUUGUGCUGUAUAUUCUGGUGUGCAAUCUGUGCUUGCAGAAUGAGAGGUCUUGUGAUCUCUGAUAAAACAGUACAUUUCAAAGACUAUGAUAGAUGAAUUCUGGAACUUUAUUGAAUGAAGUGACUGAAAGUCGUGGCUACUUUAUGCAGGACAGUACCAUAGUCCACAUUGUAAAUAACUUUGUGAUGGUACUGCUGAAAUGUUUGGGGAAUGGAUGAUGUAUUGGGAAUUGUGGCUCAUGUAAUAACCACAUUUUUUAUGUAUUUAGCACUGAAGUGAAAAAUGUGUGUUGUUGUCAGUCCUCAUUAAUUGAAAGAACUGAAAGACAACUUUCAAAGUGAAGGUUCUGCUGUUUUAAUACAACAGCAUUGUUAAAUGAAUAAAAGCAUAUUUUAAGUAACCAAAGAUUAUUUGGAAGUAAAAUGUAUGAAUACAGAACUGCUCCUUGAUGUAAUGUAAGUUACAUUGUGUGGCAUAAAGUGAGCAGCAAUAUAUUAACAAAAUAUGAAAUGUGAAAUUGUCUGUUUACUACAUGGAGCUCAAAUAACAGAUAAGCUGGAACUGUCUUCUAAAUGUAGGUUGACUGGUGGCAGGCUCUUGUGAACUCAGUAAUGAACUGUUACAUAAAAUGCAGGGGAUUUCUUGAUUAGCUAAACAUACUACUAGCUUCACAAAAAUGAUGCUGCUCCCUGAAGUAAGUAAGUUGGUUAAUCUUAUGAUUUGGGUUAGUUUUUAGAUGGCAUAAGCACUAUUCUACCAUUAAGUUCAGAAACCUUUGUGUUUACAUAAAAAAUAAGAAAUACUAAAUUGAUUUUAUCUUUUGCUUUCCCUAUCAGAUAUUGCAAUGUGUUUGUUCUACAAAAAAUAUACAAUACCAUACUUAACAUUUUCAUUUUUCAAUUUUGCGCUUAAUAUAAAUAGUAUUAUAAUUCUGUAAUAUUAAUAAUUUCAGUAUUACUUAAUUUAUAAACUUCAUAUUUUAAUUGUAUUUUAAUUCAGCUUCAUUAAAGUUGUCCAGUCACCCUGGAAUGUUUUGUACUAAAAAUUGUAAUAAAAGUGUAAAUUCGAAAACAGUAA